UAAUGGCGGCCCUGCAGUUUGUUGCGAUAUGAUGCAUCUACAAUUUUUCGUGACCGUGACUAAUGAAAGUCUUUGUCUACACUUCAUUUAAAGUAGUCUGAAGAUCUCAGCAUUAGAUUUCGCUGGUUCGACCAUUUAGUAAUCAGCCGUAAUCAGUGCGUUGCCUACAUUAAACAUCGAACCGGUCGAACCUAUCGAACUGUGGUAGAAAAGAAUGUGGGGAAGGGCGUUUUGCAUGCGUAUUGUAUCUCCGUAAUGGGUCCUGUUAUAGGAGACAGUAACGGAAUUUCAGACGAGGAAUAUCUCGUUUUACGCGCAAAAGACGCCCUGAAAAGUGAUCCAUAUGCCGCGAAGGCAUGGAUGAUAACAGCUAAAACACUGUUCCCGAAUAACUUUGCCGUACAGUUUGAAGCGUACCACAUUGAGAAAGCAGCCAAAAAUGUGAAAGAAGCUGCAAAAUGCUUCAGUGCAAUAUUCCAAAAAUUCCAGGAUGAAGGAGAGAUGUGGCAAGAAGUGCAGGCUUUGACAACAUCUCUUAGAUCAGAUACAGAAGAACCUGAUGCUGUUUUUCUGAGAGACAUGUUUUCUCAUAUUCCUUUGGAUGUGCAACACCAACUUCUUCUUAUGACAGCAGAGCACAGUGAAGACACAAUGGAACAUUGCCGUUUGCUUCUUCUUCUGCUCCGAAGGUUUCCACAGACUGUUGCUCAACAUGGGCCGAGACUUGUAGAUACCUUGAUGACAGCAGAGAAACAUAGCCAUUAUCAAAAUUCUGUGAACUGCUUCCGCAAACUACUUGUGUGUGAUCUCCUACCACUUCUGGGGUCAAAUUCAGUUGAACUUCCAGCAAAGCAACUAUUCCGAUUGUUACACAAGUCAAUAGAAUUUUACUUGUGUUACCUCAUGUCACCCAGCAAGGCAAUACAGGAUUUACCAGAGCUGGAAAGCAAGAUAGAAGAUCCAUGGAAGAACUUGUUUGUAAUUCAGGAAGCAAUGGGAAGAAAGCUAGGAUGGGAGCUUAGUGCAAUGUUUGGACACUCCUGGAACAAGGAUUUGUACUGGCAAAAGAUUAUGCAGUUCCACCAGACACGUGCAUUGCUUGGAGAUGACCAUCCAAGCCACAAGCAGCUUCUUUAUUGUAUCACAACAUUUUUUUUGCAUUGUCUGCAUGAAUAUGUAUCAACAUUGGAUUCAGGUGGUGGUGAGGUGCCUCUGGUCUUAGUUGAAGCAUUCUGUGGAGAGUCUGAUGCAGUGGGUGGAUCAGUGUCUGCAGGCACUUCUGGUGAACCGAAGCUUAAACGCAGAAAGACAGAAAUGGCUGAUGAUUCCUCAUCAUUAACACCAUUACUUACUGUGGCAAGGCCUGGAAAUAUGGUAGUUGUUCACAAUUUCCUUAUGGCUGUACGAUGUUGGGACCUGCUUCACAGUUCUGAUAGCUUAGAAAGAGACUUUACAAAGUUGAGCCAGCACUUGAAACUUGAUAGUUGGUUGAAUGGAUUCUUAAUUGAUGCCACCCUGUACAAAGGAAGGUUUGAUGAGGCAUUAAAUAAAAUAGGGAAUCUUGCUGCACUAGAUACAGGAGUCAAUGCAGCCCUGCGCAAGUAUCUCCGACUGGCCAGCACAUUAUAUUGUCAAGGUCUCUUUGCUAGAUCACUGGAGCAUAUCCUUCAAGUAGUUACAUCAUUGCCUUCAUCCAGUAUUCUGACAUCAUCUGCACAUCACUUGACAAACGUAUUGCUCCAGCCAAGUCAGUCGAACAGACAUCUUCAUUUUCUGCCCCUGACAAGACCACAAGUCUUACAGUAUUGUGUCAGACUCCUGGUUGCAGCACUCAAACACCAGUGCUUGCCAAAGUUGCGACCAGACAAUGAUUUGGCAAUUGGACACAUCAUUACACUCCUACAGUUUGACUGGCCCCUGGAAGAAGAGUUAAUGACUCACUUGAUGGAACGAAUCCGUCAAGUGGGAAGCUUUUCAUACAGCCUUUUUCAAAAUUAUAUAGUGAAUGUGGAUGUCUUAGAAGAAUUCAUGUAUCUUUCAACAGAGCAAGGUGGAUGCAUCACUUUAGAUAUUAUGCCUUCAGCCCAACUCACAAGCCAACGCAGAAUUUCAACACGUGGCGCAGACAAGGGAGUGAAGGAAGACUUCAAAUUGGCCAUGAAGAGACAAGUAGCUAGAAGCCUAGAACCUCUUGACAAUCUAAUCAUCAAGUUUUUAACUUCAGAAAGAGAUCUUUUGUUACAGUCUCUUCAAUAAAAUAUUACUUCAGUGUUA
Molecule: messenger RNA, 2274 nt
Organism: Cryptotermes secundus
Lineage: Eukaryota; Metazoa; Arthropoda; Insecta; Blattodea; Kalotermitidae
Gene: IntS10
Product: integrator complex subunit 10
Exons: 13
Coding region: 256-2256 (666 amino acids)
Biological process (GO): snRNA processing
Cellular component (GO): integrator complex
Source: RefSeq, a predicted model, not a curated record